AUGGAAGCUAACAAGAAGGCUUCAAAUCUGAGGAAAACGGCGGACGAGGAGGUGGACGAGGUGGAGGAGGUGGAUGAGGCGGAUGAAGAGGAGGUGGCGGUGGUGAAAGGGAAGAGGAAGGCAAAAGCGAAGGAAGUGGAGGAGGUGGAGGAGGAGGAAGAGGAGCAGGAGGAGCAGGAGAGUGAGGAUGCGUCCGUGGACGAGAAGGACGUGAUUCCGAAGCGGGAGGCGAACGCACGAUGGCCAGAGCGGUGCAAGGAGGUGAAGGGAGUCAAGCACUACUCGGCAGUCACCAUGGACGGUCACCUGUACAAGCUUGGCGACGAUGUUACGGUGCAGGGCGAGCCCAACGGUCAUGACUUCAUGGGUACGAUCAAGGAGAUAUUCAAGCCCGCCAAGGGAGAAGUGUCAUGCUUAUUACGCUGGUACUUCCGGUACAGCGAUACGGCCAUGGGGGCGUUGGGGGACGGCAUUGUGGAUCCGCGCUUGUGCUUCUGGUCGCGGGAGACUGACGACAACCCUGCCAGCUGCAUCACAGGGAGGGUCAGAGUCAAGCGAGUCAAACCUCCGUCGGGCCCCAAGGAGCCGCUGGACAUACCAGGAGACGUGGACUUCGUGUACCACUACAUGUACUCGUACGACUUCGCCUCCUUCUCCGACAUUCCCAAUGAUGAGUGCGAGCAAAAGCUGGACUGCCUCCCGGACCCGCCGGCCGUCCACCCACCUGGAUCAAACGGGGUGAAUGGAACGGAAGAGAGCGAGAAACACGAGGUGGCAAGGAAGGCCGAGUGCAAUGGAAUGCAUGGGGGAGAUGGAGGAGAGAAGGCCGUGCAGAGCAAGGAGGAGGAGGGGGCUACUGGGAAGGAUGAGAGUGGCCUGGGAGAUGAGUGUGUUGAUGCAGAAGGGGGAGGAGGGAGAAGGGAAGGUGAAGCCAAGGUGGAAGAGGGGGGUGGAGGGGAUGUUGGACUUGUGGAGCUGGAAGAUAAGAAGGCAGAUGGGAAGACAGAAGGCACAGCGGUGGAAGGUGUAAAGGUGGAGAGUGGUGGGGCAGUGGGGGGUGUGAGUGAGGUGGGAGUUGAUAAUCAGGAGCAGGGCGAGGAAGGAAAGGGGGAAAAUGGGAAGGGAGAGAAAGGAAAAGGGGAAAGUGGAAAGGGAAACGAAGGGAAGGAGGUGGAAGGGAAGGCAGGUGUGAAGGUUGAAGAUCCUGCAGUAGGCAGUAUGAAUGUGGAGAAUGGGGGGCCAUUGAAUGAUGCUGGUGGGGGGCCAUUGAAUGAUGCUGGUGAGACGGGAGAUAAUCAGAAAAAGCGCGAAAAAUUGCAGGGAGAAAAUGGGAAGGGAGAGGACGGAAAGAAAGAGGAAGGCCAAGAAGGUAUGAAGGUGGAGAGUGGUGGGGCAGUUGAGGGUGCGGGUGGGGUGGGAGAUCAGGAGAAGGACGAAGAAGGGAAGCAAGAAGAAGGCACAGGAGAGGAAGGAAAGGGAGAGGAAGGAAAGGGAGAGAAAGGGAGGAAGGAAGGAAGCGAGGGGAACGAGAAGGAAGAGGACGGGAAGGAGGACCAAGGAGAGAAGACGAGCAAAGCUGCAUCGGCCGGCAAGAAGGGGCGGCUUUCGGGAGGCGGGGCUCGGGCUGCUGCCGCCCCUGCUACAGUGACUCUGCCGCCCCAGACCAUGCGUCUGAGGAUGCUGGACAUGUACAGUGGCUGCGGUGCCAUGUCGACGGGGAUUGAGAUGGGUGGCACUCCCAGAGGCGUCACCAUUGACACUUGCUGGUCCGUGGACUUCAACGCAGCUGCAUGCGAGAGCAUGAAGUACAACCACCCGCUCUGCCAGGUGCGCAAUGAGACUGCAGACGAGUUCCUGGCGAUUCUGAAAGAGCUGCCGACCCUGCUGGAGCGUUAUGCUGUGUCCUCCGGUGAAAACGGUGUGUCUACAGCAGCAGCGGCAGCAGCAGUGUUCAUGGAUGCGGAUGGUGAGAAGGGCGGCAAGGCUGUUGCUCACAAACACAAGGUCGUGCACCACUCACACCACCAGCACCAGGAGGAGAAGCAGCAGCAGCAGGAGCAAGAUCAGGAGCAGGGAGGUGAAGGGUCAAAGGCGAAGGUGGAAAACACCAAGGAGGUGGAAAUGGGAGAUGCGGAAGAGGCUGCAGGAGUGGAAGAGAUAGCGGAGGAGGUAGAAGAGGAGAUAGAGGAGGUGGAGGCGAAAGGAAGGGGGAAGAGGAAGGGGAGGGCGUCGGCUGAUGAGGAUGGGAAUAGGAGGACCUCAGGCCGGAACAAGCGGCAGAAGUGCAACGGUGCUGCUGCCAGCAAGGGCAGCUCUGGGAAGGCGAGUGGGAAGACACAGGAGGAAGAUGAGGAGAGCAGUGAUGAGGAGAUUGAUGAGGGGGAGUUUGAGGUGGGGCGAAUUGUCGGGGUGAGGUACAUUGCUGCCACGGAGAAGGGACGGCCAGCUGGCAUUUACUUCAAGGUUCAGUGGAAGGGGUACGGACCAGAGGAGGACACCUGGGAGGCAGAAGAGAGCCUCAGGCCACGCUAUGCCAAGGCGACCAACAGUGGGACGUUCACAUGUGGUGGAGGUCAAGGAGACGAAGCUGCUACUUGUGCCACAGCCGGUACGGGGCGCAUAGACGCUGGUAAGCUGCUCCCAGUUCUUGGUUCUUCAUUGCUGCAGCUCGUGCAAGCAGGCUAUCUGGGACUAUCUGCUGUCCCUUUUGCUGGCAGAAGGUUUCGCAACACGGAGGACCCUCUGGCGUGUGAGAAGAACCGGCAGCUGAUUGUGUUCAUGGACCUGGUGGGGUGGCUGGCGCCCACGUGGGUGCUCAUGGAGAACGUGGUUGACCUCAUGAAGUUCAAAGAGGGCAUCCUCGCCAAAUACGCCAUCGCCCGCCUUGUUGCCAUGGGGUACAAGUCUCGCACGGGGAUUAUUGCAGCCGGGUGCUUUGGAGUCGCCCAGUUUCGCCUCCGAGCUUUCUUCUUCGGCGCUUUGGAUGGCCAUGCGCUUCCAAGCUUUCCCUUACCCACACAUCUCGUCGCGAAGGAGAGAGGCUCCGUGCCCACCCGCUGGAUGAGGAACUUUGUUGGGUGGGAGGAGAAGUCUCCUGUGUUGAAGACGCUGAAGCCGGCACUCGUGCUCAAGGACGUGAUAUCUGAUCUCCCACCGGUGACAAACGCCACGACUAUGGACGUCAUGGAAUACACCAAGCCACCUGCCAACAACUUCCAGCGAUUCAUACGCCUCCCCAAAUCCGCCUUCCGUCCCCCUCCCCUAGAUGGGACCUCCCCGAACUCGCCCUGGUCAUGGGACGCCAACCCCACGCUGCUGGACCACCGCACGCACAACCUCAACGCCGAUGACUUCUAUCGCGUGGAGAGGAUUCCCAAGCGCGAGGGAGCAUGUUUCCGCGACCUGCCAGGAGUGCUAACUGACCCUGUCACCAAGAAGUGCUCUCUGGACAAGACUCUCCAGCCCCGCCCGUUCAUCCCGCACUCAGGCAGUCCUCUGUGCCCUGACUAUGCCAUCUCAUUCGUGAAAGGCACCUCCUUCAAGCCCUUUGCUCGUCUGUGGUGGAAUGACACGGUCCCAACUGUUGUCACACGACCCGAGCCUCACAACCAGGCAAGCCAAAGGCAGAAAGCCUUUGGAUGA
Messenger RNA from Closterium sp. Naga37s-1, 3642 nucleotides. NCBI's taxonomy places the organism in Eukaryota, Viridiplantae, Streptophyta, Zygnematophyceae, Desmidiales, Closteriaceae. The record is from the annotation of a GenBank genome assembly.